AUGCCUGCUAACCGUUUCCCCGCUGCCUUGAAAGGCAUUGUGGGCAUCAUCACCGCGUGCUGUCUCGUCAGCACGUAUCUCAAAAGCCAAUUGGUGACACCGCCAACACAGGUGUCAGUCAGCAGCACUGCCAUGCACCAGGCCCAUGGCUCAGGGCCUAUUUACAGAGGCAUCCCAGCGGCCACCUCCUUCGUGGAGAACAACAUUCGGUCGGGGCGCCAGUCGAUGUUCGUAACCCCGACGGUCAACCAAAUUGUUGUUCACGAAGUGCGUGAAACUCAGCUUCCAAGCACUUUGGAGCCUGCUGUUCACGAGACAACGUCUGCCUUCCUGGCAAACUUCCCGCCAAACACCUUUGUGUUGGCGGCAAAGGGAGGUGAGACGUUUGCGCGCUGGGCUACUCUAGCCCUUGAGCUUGCCAAUAUUGCCUGGACAAUACUGUAUGUCGUCCUGCCAUGCCUCUUUUGGGCAGUUCUACUGCUUCGCAGAUGGAACUUUCCCUCAUACUAUCUCCGCAAGAUGACGCCUUCAUCGAAGUCUCGUGAUGUUCGCUCUGUGACUUCGGUGGCGGAUUUUAAUCUCCAGAAAGUCUCAUGUGAGCAAUCUUGGAUCUCCCUUGAGACUUUAGGACCAAAGAAGAUGAAGGAGCAUCUGGAAGCUCUCCGACAGCUGGCUCUGCAUGUCGAGAAGCAGAAAGCAGCUGGAGAAGCGGCAAGGACGCAGGCCAUAGCGGCGCUGCAGGAAGCCCAAGAAGUUAUGAAAAAGGCUAAGGAGCUUGUUGCAGAAUGCAGUGGCCUCAGAGAAGAUCUCCACAUUGAGCGUGAAAACAUGAGGCAAGACAAACUCAUGGCCAAAGCUCGACAAGCUGCCCGAGCUGAAAAGGAGCUUCGAUUCGAGGAGACGAUCAAACGCCUUCAGGAGUCACGGGAGCGAAAGAAGGCCGAGAGGCUCAAGCUAGCAGAGGAAACAAAGGCUCGCGAACAAGAAGCACUGGCAAAAGCUAGAAGGGAGGCCGAGGAAGCAGCACUGGUCAGAGCACGCCUAGAAACGGAGGCGCUGAUGAGAAAGCACGAGGAGAAGUCCAAGGCCAAGAAGCCAGCUCGGCUAAAUCGUCUUGUGGAGUUAAAAGAAAAGGACGCGAAGACAGAAAAGCAGGCUGUCGAAUUGGAGCGGGAACUCGGUGUGAAAAAGGUCGUUCUCAAGCAGGAUGCCUUCAGAAAAAAAUUGGCGAGCGGGAAGGUUCGUUCAAAUGCCAAAACUACGGUCAUGGCCAAAAUUGAGUUCAAGGAAGCCGUUGCGGCGCACAAGGAGUCUACAGAUGGAAUGUCCAUGUCACAACGCAACGAGGAGCAAAAACCACUACAUCAUGCAACAGUAGUGGAGGACGAAAGUACCCCCAUCAUCUCUAGUGAGGAUACCCAUGCUUCUGAUGAGUCAACAGAAGAACAAAUCUGGCCAGAAGUGGAUCUGAAGACUUCCAAGAGACAGAACUCUCCGUGUACCAACACCAGCCAAGGAGCUUCUUGCGCUAAAAUCACCUUGAGCGAGCCGGAAAACAAGACGGAUCCCAUUUCGGACCAUGUUGAACAAAACGAAAAUUUAAAAGGAGAAACGGUCAUUGCCAACUUCGCAGAAGUUCGCCAGGAUACAUGGGACAGCACUCUUCCCUCCGCUGCUGUGGGUGAUAUUGAACAAUCCGAUAUUCCCGCCUUUGACCUUAAUCUCGACGAUAUUCAUGAUGUUGAUUUCGAGAGCAAGAAUUGGAUUACACAGUCCGCAAAGGAGCAAAAACUCAGAAUGCAAGAGCUUGAGAAUGCAGGCAACGAGCUACUCGAUCCAUUGUCUAUAAACGAGGUGCAGAAGACGUAUGAGGGAAAUGGGCACUCUGCGCCCUCCUUAUACGAGGGUCUCGACUCCACAAGUUCGGGUGUCGAUGCUGAGCUCGACAAACAGCUGACUGAACUGUUUUCUCUUGAUCUCGACGAUUCCAAAGGUGACCCUUUUGCGUUGACGCCGGAAAUGGAAGCCAUCUUGAAUGAAGACUUUAAUGUCAGUGUAGGAGUUGAAAGCUCUAAUCCACUAUGUCCCUCACAAACGAACCAGCUCCAGACAGAAACAUCAUGGCCCGUUGAAGAUGCUACCAAAGCAAACGCACCUGUCAGGGCUUCACCAGGGGUUCUGGCUCGAAGAAAGAUCGCCAUGCCACGGAGACUGAGAAAGGUUCGCUUUAGAAAAGAACUAGUGGGCAAGGAGCUAGAGGCACGCGGCUGCUCGUUCUCACAGUCCGUACGUUCUGAGGCAUCACGACGCGACAGUUCUGGCCAAAUAGAGAAUUCACUUCCUCCAGCAACCACGGGACCUUGUACGAGCAGCCUUAGUGUCCCUCAGCUUAACAAAAGUGCGGAUGGUAUUGAGGCUUCCAAGUCUCAAUCCCAACAGCCAAAAGAGUAUUCGGACGAAAUGACUGACCUCGUGUUCGAGAACAAAACAGAUGCAAAAGCUACCAGCUCUAGUGCUAAUCAGCCUACAGCUGCUAAUGUUGCCUCUGGUGAUAGCAUGGAGGUUGAUGAAUGCCCAAGUGGCAUCCACGCGUCUGAUGAUGAUCUCAUCAUGUCAGAUAAACCAGAAAUAACAGAUCCUCGUGAUGGGGAUGCGAUGGAUGUCGAAAAUUAUGUUGGACCAACGAUAGCUCCUGCUAUCAAUUCUUCGCUCAACCAAAACCCGCAAAACGCGACCAUUCCAGCUAUUUUAGCUCCGUUGGCUAUCUCGGCUCCCCCAUCUAUUUCAGCAGCCCCAGCUAUCUUGGCUCCUCUAACUAUCUCGGCUCCUCCAUCUAUUUCCGCUCCUCUGACUAUCUCGGCUCCUCCAUCUAUUUCAGCUCCUCUAGCUAUAUCCGCUUCUCCAGCUAUAUCCGCUCCUCCAGCUAUAUCCGCUCCUCCAGCUCCAUCGACUAGUUCGGCAUACGACCAGGCUUCUAGAACUAUCACCAAGGCCUCUACAGGUUUUAGCUUCUCUCGAUGGAUGGCUGAGUCGGAAAUUCGUGCCGAUGUAGAAGCUGAGGAAGAGAGGCGCGCAAACGAAAAGAGGGCUUCCAUGGGGUUAAAAUCACUACAGGAAGAUUACGAGGCUCACAAGCAGAUGAUUCAAAGGAAGGGCUUCGCACCUUUGCCACAGGAUUUCGAUCAAAACAAGAUGGAACCAAAUCCAUCGUAUAAGCAGCCUCCAAGAGCUCCACUGAUGCUCCUGCCCAGCUAUUCACAACUCAGCACAAGCACAAAUAGGCCUACGCAAGUGCCCGAAAGCUCGCCAUAUAAGCCGCCUCCAAGAGCUCCAUUGAUGCUCCUGCCGAGCUAUUCAGAGCUCGGCACAAGUACAAAUAUGACUUCACAUUUGUCCCAAGCCGUGCCCUCCACUUCUGAACAGAAGGGAAGUACUCCUUCAGCGUCUCAUACAACUCCACGUUCACUGCUGGCCGGUCCUCAUCUUUCAAGCAUGCCCAUGAACUCUGCAAAUCCAACACAGGCUUCAGCGUCCGGCAUUCGAAAGAUCACGACCGAUUCACCACCAGCGCUAAAAAUGUCGGCUACCCACGAAGAAUGGCUAGCUGCAGAUGAAGAGACUCGGAGGAAAAUUAACAUUCUCCGCAAGAAGAACAAUCGGGGACCAGCUUAUGAGGAAAUUUAG
Messenger RNA from Verruconis gallopava, 3684 nucleotides. RefSeq lists its product as uncharacterized. Bases 1 to 3684 code for a protein of 1227 amino acids. The transcript has a single exon. NCBI's taxonomy places the organism in Eukaryota, Fungi, Ascomycota, Dothideomycetes, Venturiales, Sympoventuriaceae. The record is from RefSeq and is a predicted model, not a curated record.